UCCCCACCUUAUUACUAAACAUGAUCCCUGACACAAAAACGUGCACUUUUUUUAAAAAUCAGGGUAAACAUAGAUUAUAUGCACAUUAAUUGGGUGAGUUGUCAUAGAUUUAAACCAAAAUCAACAUCUUCUGUGAUAACGGGAAAUAAAGAUGAAAGGAUAUGAGUUAAAUGAUAUCAAUUCAUAUCCCAUAAAUGUUAAUCUAACAUUAUUCAAUAGGCUGUGAGUACUUAUGUGCUUGUUUAUUGAACUGUUCGCUCCAAAUGUAUGUAAAGCCUCCUUGGAUAACAUCAAUGCAAUGCAGCAAAACAUUCCCUCUGUUCUGUUAUCUAUCCACAACAUAUGUGUCUCAGCACCUUGCCAUGACCCACUUCCACUCUUGCACAAACACUGAGACACAGACAUGUAUGUAGAAGGAACCGUGCAAAAGAAAUUCAUAGCCCUGUUAUGAAGAACCAUCAAGCAUUAUUUCUUUUGCCAAUUUUGGCUCUUGCAUUUUUGCUCAUCACUAUAGGUGAAUCCGGUUCUCUUCGCCCAGUGUUGUCUGGUCCUGACAGAGCCUACCUCAAUACCCGGGUAGUCUUCCGCUGUUCUGUCCCCAACCUGUCCUCUAUGGUCAGCUACAUGCUGAUAAGGGAUCGACGUUUCGUUGUUGGCAGAAAUGUUGGCCGUCAAAGGAAAAACACUGCAAUGUUUCCUCUAAAAGUCAAUGCAGCUUCAGAUGGGUCAUAUCACUGCAAAGCUUCAACUGAAGAAAGCCAAGGAUUGAGCAACAGGAUCAAACUGACCGUAGUCACCCCACCAUCUAAUAUCAGAGUGACCUCUGACCCCUACCCUCCGGUUGCAUUCGAGGGGUCUCAGAUUGUCCUAAGCUGUGAUGCUCAACGUGGUUCUCACCUUAACUACACCUGGUAUUUUAACAGGACCACAAUAAUGUCAUCAACAUCUGGCUUCAGCAUUGUGGGGAACAAGCUAGUGAUGGAGAAGGUGACUUUGGAGAGGGAGGGAAAUUAUAACUGCAUUGCUUGGUCUAUGGUGCAGCAAAUCACCAGGUAUUCAACCAGCACAGAAGUCAAAGUGACAGUCAAAGUUAAGAUCUCAAAACCAGAAAUCUCCCUUUUCAUUUUCAAAGAGGGGGAUACUUACCUUGGAAAUGUAACCUGCUGGUCUUCAAAAGGGACUCCACCAGUAAACUUCUCUCUUUUACUGGAUGACACAGAGGUCAUAACUGCCACAGCUGCCAAAUCACUGGCUGCAUGGUUUAAGAUUCCUGUUGCCAUUGGGCUGAACAUGGGAGAGGCCCGAUGUCGAGGGAGAAAUGAGGCGCAGGACUUGAAGAGUGAGGCCCUCACUCUGGAAGUAGGUGAGGUUCACAUUGAAGGUGUUUGCUUUUUUGUGACCCACACUCUUGGUUUCCUCUUUCAGCUCAAUGCUCUUCUGUACUCCAUUUCCAUUUUGUUUCAAGUCCCGGUUGGAGGAGAUGUAAGGUUGGAAGUUGACUAUCUGUACACUGCUGAAGCCAAGCUGGACGCUGUGAAGCUUAGCUGUCACAUCAGCAGAGGGACGUUCCCACACUUCUCCUGGCUAGUAAACAACACUAUACUUCCGACUGAGUCCCAAAAGGAUUUCAAACCUCAAACGUUCCUGUCCCACCAAAAACAAGGCCUCAUCCUCUCUGAAUUCAGCGCAGAGUAUGCUGGGUAUUACCGCUGUAGGGCCAGAGACAGCUAUGAAGACUCUGGGCCAUGGGCAGAAAGUGCAGCUGUGCUGGUCCAAAUCACCGAAGAAAACCUGAACUCAAUGGCUCAAGCAUCGUCCUGCACAUCCACAAUGUCCCAAAAGCUUUUUUCAGAUGUUAUCACCAUAGUCUUCUGCUGCUUCUUUCUCUUGAUGCUGGCAGUGGCUUCAGUCUGCGUUUACAAGAUGUUUGACCAACCCCAAGCUUUUACCAAUGUUUCUGCAACCAAGUAA
This is a messenger RNA of Cyprinodon variegatus (sheepshead minnow), 1971 nucleotides long. Its product is annotated as Fc receptor-like protein 5. The record is from RefSeq and is a predicted model, not a curated record. The transcript has 8 exons. Lineage: Eukaryota; Metazoa; Chordata; Actinopteri; Cyprinodontiformes; Cyprinodontidae. Gene Ontology annotation, biological process: cell surface receptor signaling pathway. Gene Ontology annotation, molecular function: transmembrane signaling receptor activity. The coding region runs from base 448 to 1971 and encodes 507 amino acids.